AUGUGGUGGUACUGGUAUAGUUGCGGUGGUUGUGGUAGUGGUACUGGUAUGAAUGGCGGUGGUAAUGGUAGUGGUGGUGGUAUUGGUAGUAGUGUUGGUGGUAGUGGUGGUGGUACUGGUAGUAGUGGUGGUACCGGUACUAGUGUUGGUGGUAGUGGUGGUGUUACUGGUACAAGUGUUAAUGGUAGUGGUGGGGGUACUGGUAGUGGUGUUGGUGGUAGUGGUGGUAGUGGUAGUGGUGGUGGUACUGGCAGUAGUGGACGUGGUACUGGUAGUAGUGGCGGUGGUAGUCGUAGUGGUAGUGGUACUAGUACGGUAAUAGUGGCGGUGGUAGUGAUAGUGGUGGUGGUAAUGGUACUUCAAACACAGAAACGCAUAUUUCAUUGUAACAAUAUGGAAGUAGAGGACACAGACAUUGCAAAUUAUAUAGAUGAUAUGAUAGAAUUGCUGCAAGAUGAUAAAGAAAUCAAAGAUAGACAAGAAUCUAAAAAUGCGGUCAAGAAACUGCUUGAGCUAAAGCAGGAAAAGUUUGUAAUAACAACUACAGAUGAAAUGGAAGUCCGUCGUAUUGCAAUGGAUGCAAUCGAAGAGAAGGAAAAGAAUCUUAAACAGAGAAUAGUUGACGCUACGACUGAAAUUGUAGUUAAAACUGAUGAAAGUGAAAAACAGAUAAAGGUGAUAGGUUCAACUAUAAAAGAUGAACUUGCGCAGAAAGUGGUUGAAAUGAAAGAUGAUUUGAGAAAGACUGAAAUCGACUCAAUAGGAAGUCUCGAGAAGAAAGAGAAAGAAAUCAAGGAAGCGCUUAGGAUGAGAGAAAUCGAAUCUGCAAAGAAGAUCGAUCAGAAAGAGAGAGAAAGCAAAGAGAAUUUGAGAGUGACAGAAGUCAACUCAAAAGAGGGACUUAAGCAUGAAGAGAUAGAAAUUAAAAAGACUUUAAGAGUGGUAGAAUUGGAAUCAAAAGGGAGACUAAAUCAGAAAGGAAAAGAAAUUGAAAAGCAUUUAGAACGUAAAGGAGAAGAUAUACUUUAUCAGCUGGAAAGAAAACAGUCAGCUCAGAUUCAAAUCGAGGCCAGGCGUAGUGGAAACAUUAGUAAGGCAGCAGCAGACGAUUUAAUGCAGUCCAGUCCUAAUUAUGAAAGAAUGAGAGCAGCUGUAAUGGCGUUUAAGGCUCUGCAUGGUCGAAAACAGGCAUAA
Messenger RNA from Mercenaria mercenaria, 1194 nucleotides. Its product is annotated as keratin, type II cytoskeletal 2 epidermal-like. The record is from RefSeq and is a predicted model, not a curated record. NCBI's taxonomy places the organism in Eukaryota, Metazoa, Mollusca, Bivalvia, Venerida, Veneridae. Bases 1 to 1194 code for a protein of 397 amino acids. The transcript is spliced from 6 exons.